Molecule: messenger RNA, 1776 nt
Organism: Lachancea lanzarotensis
Lineage: Eukaryota; Fungi; Ascomycota; Saccharomycetes; Saccharomycetales; Saccharomycetaceae
Gene: DOT1
Product: LALA0S09e00100g1_1
Exons: 1
Coding region: 1-1776 (591 amino acids)
Biological process (GO): DNA damage checkpoint signaling; subtelomeric heterochromatin formation; DNA repair
Cellular component (GO): nucleus; nucleosome
Molecular function (GO): histone binding; histone H3K79 methyltransferase activity
Source: RefSeq, a predicted model, not a curated record
AUGGUUCAGGAGUCCUCGUCUGCUUCGGAUUCGGUGAUGUCAGAGGGGUCGCGGGCAUCGACUGCUGAAACUCAAGUCAAGAGCGAUGAUGACAUCCAGUUCAAGAAAAACCCAAAGGUUAACAGAGGUUUGCUAGCAUUACUUGAUGACGCAUUUAAAUAUUCGGCUUAUGACGAAUAUUCGAUGCCCGAUGGCUUCUUGAGAACCAAAAAACGAGCUGCAGCGAGCCAGAAUUUAGAGAAUCAUGUUACACAAGACUUAGAUGCAGUUGAUUCUCACGAAACGGUGCUAGCUAGUCGAGAUGGGUAUGUCAGCUCCGCCUCAAAAAGCGUUACUCCACUGGAUUUCAGUGGGACUCUUGAAUCUCGCAGAAGCUCAAGAACUAUCGUUAAAGCAUCGCCUGAUGACGAAAUGGACCAGCGACCACAAUCCAAAGGCCCUUCGAACUCUGUGAAAGUACAUACCUCGUCCAAAGUUUCCAUUCACAAGAGUAGGAGUCCAAUCGUGAAGCCUACGAGAAAAUCGGCAAAGGCCAGGACAUCAUCAAAGAGAAGUGUUGGUCGUCCCAAGAAAGUACCCAACUACAAAGACUCAUUUGUGGGCGAUUGGGCCUCUGCAUUCACCACGUUGCCGGAACUUUUUGAUCUGCAAGAGUGUCACGAACCCACUGCUUUUUUAUCAGAGCUUGUACAUUCCUGCCGCGUAACGCUGCGAAGAAGCGAACAAGACAAGGUUGUAACGUUACGGUACAUUUUGUAUCCAGAAUUUGAGGAAAAGUUUGUGAUCAACUUUUCGUCAGAUCUCUCCAAGUACAAUCCAAUGAGCGAGGUUGGUCGUAUUGUAGAGUUCACCGGACUCGUUUAUGUACCCGCGAAAUACAGCUCGCAAAUGAAAUCUCAGAUAAUAACGCCUUUGAACAAGGCAUUUGAUCAAGAGAAUGAAAGUGACUUUAUUAGUGUAGUGAAUCGGUACAACGAUUUCAUCAAGGCUAUUCCGAGGCACGAAGUCAUACAGCACUUGAAAUCACUUGACAAAAUCCCCACUGAGUUGCUGCACAGUAUUCUGCACAUGAUAUAUGUCAGAACAAUUCACCCCAACGCAAGCUCCCUCAAAAAAUACCAGGCCUUCAGUAACUACGUUUAUGGUGAACUUUUACCGCGAUUCUUGACAAACGCUUACAAGCAAUGCGAUCUCAAGCCAGACCACAUAUUCAUGGAUUUAGGUUCCGGAGUUGGGAACUGCGUUUUCCAAGCGGCUGCAGAAUUCGGAUGUAAGCUGAGUUUCGGCUGUGAGUUGAUGGCACAUGCGAGCACGCUGACUGAAGCACAGACCAAAGAAUUCAAGAAUCGAUUUCGGCUAUAUGGGCUCAAAGUUGGAGCAACCCAGUUUUCUUUAAGGAAAAGUUUCAUUGAGAACCCGGCUGUGCAGGAAUUAUUGCCGCAAUGCGAUGUCCUGCUAGUCAAUAAUUUCAUAUUUGACGCGCAGCUUAAUGACCUGGUAAGAAAGCUGAUCCAGCCUUUAAAGGUAGGUUGUAAAAUCAUCACGCUAAGAAACUUGAGGCCACUGGGAUACACAAUGGAUUGCAGUAACGCAGACAGCAUUUUGAACAGGCUAAAAGUGGAGAAAUUCGAUCUGGCAGAGGAUAGCGUUUCGUGGACACAUCGAGGCGGGGAAUACUAUGUCUCAACUGUGCUGGAGGAUAUCGACGAAUCCAUAUUUCUGAUGCACUCCAAAGGUCGCGUGAGGGCCAGAGCGCCAAUAAAGUACACACGGUGA